GCGCCGAACGGCACUGCUCCUGCUUCCCGGACCGGCUAGACAGGGCUCUGCGAGGGACGCUGUGCCAAAGGUCCGGCCAGAGACGCAGCCCCCACCCACGAAGGCGCCGGCAGCUGGGAGGUCGUCUCCUCCCGGGCCGCGCAGAACCUCGAUCCCCGCCCCCCAGGCUUCCUGACAGCCUCUCCGGACCUCCCUCCGAGGCUCCACGGGCUUUCCGCUUUUAAGGCUCAAGCCUCCCUUCUCCUACCCUUCCUUUUAAGCACUUGUCAGCGGGAAUCCGAAUUCCAGCCUUGCCGGGGGUGGGCCUUCCUGCUCUUCCUUCCGGGGCUGUGCGCGGGGCAGGCCUGGGAAAGGUGGAAACCACUUGGGCUGCCCCUCAGCAAUCACUGGCACCAGCCCCAGUGGAGUCCUAGGAAGCAGAUGGGGGCCUGAGGAGGGGAGGGGAGGAAGAGCUCAGCCAAGAAACCAGAAAUGCUAGGUUCAGGGGCCUGAUAAGACUGGCUACCUGGGGUGAGACCUGUGGCGGCCUCCAUCUUUCAGUCUCAGGCAGUGUCUGGAAGGGCAGGACUGGAUACCAUGGUAGACCCCAUGACCACCCGGCUUCCUUACACCCUGAAGUUGUGUGGCUGUAUUCCGGUGUUGGUGGCUUCAGGCUAAGCCAGUGGAUUGUGCUCACUUGUGCAGGAGCAGUGGGCAUCAGGGGCUGGGGGGCAUCCUGGGGCCUUUCUGAGGCCCUGGCUCCUGCAGGGUCAUGGGAACUCACCCAGGCUGAGGGAAGACUCCAGGUCAUCCCUUACUGGAGAAACAGCCCAAAUUUCUCCCUUUUCCCUCCUGCAUGCCCCCUGUCUUUCUCCCUUCUCCUCUCCUGACACCUGUCAGGGUCCUGAGUCUGCUUGUCCUCGAUGUGAACAGAAACUGAGGCCUCCUUUCCCUUUGCACCACCCUCUUGUUUGUUCAGUGUUGGGGGAAAGAUCUCUUUUGGCUGUUCUUUGGGCUCUAACAGGGAAAAAACAUCAGAUGGGGUCCUGCCAUUAGCUGGAGGGGUGACUUAAAAUGAAACCAAACAGCUUUCAAGCGAUCACCAGGGCCCGGGCCUGGGCGAAGGGCUUUGUGACAUUGUCUCAGGUGUUUGCUUCCCACAGCCCUGUAAGAGAAACAUCUUUGGCCUAUUUUAUGGAGCAGGAAGCCAAGGCACAGAAUGGUCAAGCCACCUGUCUGAGUGACAAGGUGCCGGGACCCUAACGCCAGAGCCUGUUCAGGUGACUGCCUGGCAGGUACACUGCCUCUACCUGCAGCCAGAGGCAGUUGCAUUUCCUGGGUGCUCCAGGGCAGAAAUGUGUGGAGGCAAACAGCUGGCCCUGUUUGGUGGUGCUUUAAGGAGAAGUUUGCUUUUACUUGGCAGCCUUCUGCAUCCGGAGGGACAGCAUUAACCCCUGUGGCAGGAGGGCUGGAGCUGCUUGUUGUUUCCCUGUUAUCAUAACAAAACCGGAAGAGAUUGCAUGGUGCCUUCUUGCAAGAGCCAGUAAUACUCACACACUCCCUGCAGCAUUUCUGGAAGGGUGGCCUAGGGGUCAUCAAGUGCGUGGCCAGAACCAAUUCAGGGAUUGGUAGUUUACUUGGUGGUGGUACAUUCGAGACCAGCUGUUGGAUUCAGCUCUCUGUCCCACAACCGGGGUCUGGGGUGCACAUGGGCUGAAUUUUGAGUUGGGGGCUGAAUCACCUGCUGCUCACCUGGGUCCUGGGCCUGGGUCCUUGGCUUUUCUACCCUGGAGGAAUUGUCUAGGAAUGAGAUGACGAAUGGAGAGCUCUGGAAGGCAGGGCUAAGUGCUAGGCCUUCACAUAUGCAUACACAGCAAAUGUGGGAUGUAGAGUCCUGUGGAGGGGAGGAGCAGAGGUGUAAGCCAGGCAUGGCACCUGUGACCUCAGGGCCUACUUGCUGGUCUGGCCCCUGCCCGACACCAUCAGCCUUUUGCCCCCUGAGCCAGCUCCCCUGGUCACUGUCAGGUGAGUCCCCUCUUUCCCUCCUCCCCCUCCUCAGCCUGGCAGGCCAUGCUGUGGUGGGUGAGUCCCAGCUGCCCUCCCAGGGUGUGCCUGUGCAGGAAGAUGCAGCAGGGCUGGCCUGGAGGGAUGGCCAUGUCUCAGCAGCAUCUGGACUUCACAUGUGUUCCAUGCGGGGACAGGCUACCUCUGGGCUGGAGGGUCUCAGAGAGACAGCAAGCCCCCAGAGCUGUGCCCCACCAGUGUGCCUCACCUGGAGGAGGCAGAUGGGACAGGCCUCUGUCUGGGGAGACCUAAAGCUCCCUCUCCAGCUGGCAGUUUGUGCUGGCUGAUAUCACACUUUGUAAAAGUUCUUAUCACACUUUGUAAAAUCACCCCUGGGAGCCUGUUUGUCAAGAGGAAAAUGACUCAGAGGUGUGACUGGUGUGGAGGAUGAGGGGCCCAGGUACAUCCUCCAGGGGGCCCCUGCUGUCCUAGAGCUGAGGUAGAGCAGCCUUGGCCAGGGCAGCACCACCCCUUGUGCCACUGCACCACCACCCAUCAGGGACAAGGCUCCCUCUGUGAGCAUUUUAUGGGGAUGAGGUUUUCUCUCCACUUCCCUCGUCAGGCCUUCCUUGUUUGGUCUGUGCUCCUUUUCCCUGGUUCUAGCCCUCGGCAGACCUUGGGAAGCCUUUGGGCACAGCUGCCCUCUGGCUGGCUGUGUGACUCUGACCCAGAGUCCACAGCCCCACUUUGGUGGGGAGGUGCUCCAGGGGCCAUAGGGCCCCACUGGAGAAGAGGGGGAGCAGGCAAGAAAUGAGCGGUGGGCCUGAGGCAGCUUGGGAGGUGGCCAGAGUCAGCGCCAACUGAGAACCUCUCCAAGGGACACAUCCACAGGCCUGUCUGGGAGGUAGGCGCAAUGACUGACCCCCCUUUCCUGGAGCUGUGGCAGUCCAAGGCUGUGUCCAUCCGUGAGCGGCUGGGCAUUGGGGACCGGCCCAACGACUCCUACUGCUACAGCUCGGCCAGAAACAGCACCGUGCUGCAGGGAGUCACCUUUGGUGGCAUCCCUACUGUCCUGCUCAUAGAUGUCAUUUGCUUCCUGGUGAGACACCUUAUUUUAGUAUUGGUGUUUUCCUUCAUAAGAAGAAGAUUCUGGGAUUACGGCUGUAUUGCCCUGGUGUCAGAAGCUGAUUGUGAGUCCAGAUUCCAGAGAUUGUCAUCAUCUUCCUCCUCAGGCCUAUGUGACUUUGAAAGCGAGCUGGGAUGCUGCCCCUGGCUGACUGCUAUCUUCCACCUGCAUGAUGACCAGAUCCUGGAGUGGUGUGGGGAGGACGCCAUUCAUUACCUGUCCUUCCAGAGACAUAUCAUCUUCCUGCUGGUGGUGGUCAGCUGCUUGUCCUUGUGCAUCAUCCUGCCCGUCAACCUCUCAGGCAACUUGCUGGACAAAGACCCUUAUAGCUUCGGGAGGACGACGAUAGCAAACCUACAGACUGACAAUGACCUCCUUUGGCUGCACACCAUCUUCGCUGUUGUCUAUCUCAUCCUCACUGUGGGCUUCAUGCGACACCACACCCAGUCCGUCAAGUACAAAGAAGAGAACCUGGUGAGGCGGACACUAUUCAUUACUGGACUCCCGAGAAAUGCCCAGAAGGAGACUGUGGAGAGCCACUUCCGGGACGCGUAUCCCACAUGUGAAGUGCAGGAUGCCCAGCUGUGCUACAACGUGGCCAAGCUGAUGAACCUGUGCAAGGAGAGAAGACAGAUUGAGAAGAGCCUGACCUAUUACACACAUCUGCAGGUGAAGACGGGCCAGCGGACCCUCAUCAAUCCCAAGUCCUGUGGCCAGUUCUGCUGCUGCGAAGUGCCAGGGUGUGAGAGGGAAGACACCAUCUCUUACUACACACGCAUGAAGGACAGGCUGAUGGAGAAGAUUGCAGAGGAGGAACGCAGGGUCCAGGACCAGCCCCUGGGGAUGGCCUUUGUCACCUUCCAGGAGAAGUCCAUGGCCACCUACAUCCUGAAAGACUUCAAUGCCUGCAAGUGUCAGGGCCUCUGCUGCAAGGGUGAGCCCCAGCCGUCUUCCUGCAGCAGAGAGCUCCGCACCUCCAAAUGGACCGUCAACGUUGCUGCUUACCCUGAGGACAUCUGCUGGAAGAACCUCUCUACCCAGGGUUUCCGCUGGUGGUUCCAGUGGCUGGGCAUCAACUUCACUGUCUUCCUGGGGCUGUUUUUCCUGACCACCCCCUCCAUCAUCCUGUCCACCAUGGACAAGUUCAAUGUCACCAAACCCAUCCAUGCACUGAAUGACCCAGUCAUCAGCCAGUUCUUUCCGACACUCCUGCUGUGGUCCUUCUCUGCCCUGCUCCCUACCAUCGUCUACUACUCCACACUGCUGGAGUCUCACUGGACCAAGUCAGGGGAAAACCGGACCAUGAUGACCAAGGUCUACAUAUUCUUGAUCUUCAUGGUGCUGAUCCUGCCCUCCCUGGGUCUCACCAGUUUGGAUUUUUUCUUCCGGUGGCUCUUUGACAAAACUUCCUCAGAGACCUCUAUCAGGCUGGACCUUCGCACUCUGCGGAAGAGGCGCUCCCAGCUCUCAGCCCACCCGCUCCCCAGGUGCGUCUUCCUGCCAGACCAGGGUGCCUUCUUCGUGAACUACAUCAUUGCUUCGGCCUUCAUCGGCAAUGGCAUGGAGCUGCUGCGGCUGCCCGGCCUCAUCCUCUACACCUUCCGCAUGAUCGUGGCCAAGACAGCAGCUGACCGCAGGCAUGUCAAGCAGAACCAGGCCUUCGAGUAUGAGUUUGGAGCCAUGUAUGCAUGGACACUGUGUGUCUUCAGCGUCAUCAUGGCCUACAGCAUCACCUGCCCCAUCAUCGCGCCAUUCGGCCUCAUCUACAUCCUGCUCAAGCACAUGGUGGACCGGCACAACCUCUACUUUGUCUACCUCCCGGCCAAGCUGGAGAAGGGGAUCCACUUUGCAGCUGUGCACCAGGCCUUGGCCGCUCCCAUCCUGUGCCUCUUUUGGCUUUUCUUCUUCUCUUUCCUGCGACUGGGUUUGAAGGCCCCUGCCACGCUGUUCACCUUCCUGGUUGUGCUGCUUACCAUCCUGUUCUGUGUGGCCUACACCUGCUUUAGCUGCUUCAGGCACCUGUGCCCUCUGAACUAUAAGACAGAGGAAUCAGCAAAUGACAAAGGAAGUGAGGCAGAGGCCCGUGAGCCUCCACCCUUCACGCCCUACGUGCCCCGGAUUUUAAACAGCUUGUCCUCGGAGAGAACAGCUCUAUCCCCGCAGCAGCAGACCUACGGUGCCAUCCACGACAUCAGUGGGGCUGUCCUGGGGCAGGGCCUGGCCCAGACCCCUGCAGACAGUGAAGCCUACCAGGAGGUCUGAGGGCGGUGAGGCUAGGACCAGAGGAGACACAGGUGGAGAAGAAGCUUGAUUUUGACCUCUGUCAAGUUCAGGACUUUCCAUCUAUGUUAAGCACAACUGCUCCGAAAAGAUGGAACCAGAGAAGCGAUACAGCCCUUGGCUGAGAUUGGUGGGGGAGAAGGACUUCCAUCAGGGGGUGGUCUUUUCCAGUCACAACAGCAGUGAUGGGAGCAGGGGCAGCUCUGGCUCCUACUUGCAUAUUUCCAAUUCCCUCUCCUGCUCAGGCAUCUAGCUCUGUGGUUGGCAUGAAGUUCCCAGUGACUUUUAGCAAGACCAGGUGUUGGAACAGUGCCCCUGCACACCUAUAAGGAGGGGAAGACCUCCCUUCUCCUGAGCCCCAAGUGUGGCCCAGCCCUCUCUAGGAACACAUGGCUAACCUAAGAUGGGCCCCAGAUGGGGUCCAGGUUCAUUCCAGUGCCCCUGCCCCAAAUUAAGCCGUUCACCCUGCACUCCCCCACCCACCGCCCCAGGAUUGAGCUUGGGGGGACAGGAAGCAGCAACUGCACACACCCCUCCACAUCCUCACUGGUUGUUCCUGUAUCAUGUUUCCAAUGACACUUGGCUGGGUCAGGGUCACCCUGCAGUAGGCAGGGGCCGUGAGGACCACUAAUAAAGUGCCCAUUCAUCCAGA
Molecule: messenger RNA, 6041 nt
Organism: Manis pentadactyla (Chinese pangolin)
Lineage: Eukaryota; Metazoa; Chordata; Mammalia; Pholidota; Manidae
Gene: TMEM63A
Product: transmembrane protein 63A
Exons: 24
Coding region: 2897-5371 (824 amino acids)
Cellular component (GO): plasma membrane
Molecular function (GO): nucleic acid binding; calcium-activated cation channel activity
Source: RefSeq, a predicted model, not a curated record